Suillus clintonianus is the source of this 1955-nucleotide messenger RNA. RefSeq lists its product as uncharacterized. The record is from RefSeq and is a predicted model, not a curated record. The transcript is spliced from 3 exons. NCBI's taxonomy places the organism in Eukaryota, Fungi, Basidiomycota, Agaricomycetes, Boletales, Suillaceae. Bases 187 to 1776 code for a protein of 529 amino acids.
AAUAACAGCCCCAACUUGUUCUAGACAAACGCCAGCCUACGAUUCAAAGGAACAACACAGUGCUUAAGUCUUUGGAUUUCUUUUCGAAUGGCUCAUCAAGUGGCUUUGACGGAGGCCGAUGAUAUUCCUCAUUAGGCAACAUCGUUGGAACUUGGCAGCAGUCAGUGCCGCAGGCGGUGCGCAGCGAUGAACUUAGCAAGUCCCACAACUUCACAAUCUUCCAUGACACCUGAAGCUUUUGUUCUUCUUAACAUUCCCGACGUCACAUUGACGGCUUCGGGAAAUUCGCAGUCCGGAGUGCUUGCCUUGGAAUGCGUUACCGCCCAGGCGGGUGGUGUGCACCACGCCGAGGUCUAUCUUGUUAUCCGACUCAACUCUUAUGAAUGUCCCAUCGAUCCAACACAGCCGGUGUACUUUGCAUUUGAUCCUCAGCUGGGGUCUAGGUCAUACACACUUUCUAGUCCUGAUGGGAGCACGUUGAGACUUGACCUACCCCUGACUAGUGUGCCACACCUAUUGGAAGAUCAGGAUACGUUUCAUGGGAUAUUGGCUCAGUACGCAGAAAUGCGUGACUCUGCUACUGGUAGCCAGGACUCCAAAUCCGCCGCUCAAGUUCCAGUUGCCUUAUCUGAAGGGUUAGUGUCCGGUGACCACGAAGCUAUGCGGGGCCGCCUUGUCCUAAUUGAUGAGGGUAACGGGGAGAUUGUUGGAGAGCUCGACAAUAAAGUGAACAUAAAUGAAGAUCCUUCUCUUCGCGCUCAGGGCAGGGAAAAUGAUCCAGUUGUGAUAGAGCUUCCAGAGGAUGAUAUUCACGUAGCUCUCGCUCGCGCAAUCCCUCCAGAGGAUCAAGACUGGAUAAUCAAGUCAGCUUCAUUGGCCAGCUACGUUAUAACUGGUACCACUAAGUUAUUACUCACUACGAUGACACACGCAUCAUCGUACUAUAUCAAUCACUCAACACCUCACCCUUCGGUGGCACCAUCAUCUUCGGGCUCUGCAGCUAGCUCGCUGCCACCACCGCCACCACCUCGGGCUCUCGUCUUUUUGACAUCUGAAAAUGCCCGCAAGGGUUUAUCCGCUGUCCACACGAUGAGCGCACAGGCAGCAACUUUGAGUACGAAGACAGUAUCCCUUGUCGAUAGCAUGGUCAAACGUGCCAUGGGCACAAAGAAGACCCAGCAGUCCCAGUCUGUGCACAACGGAAGUCCUUCCCUUUCCCCCAGGUCCACCUCCCCGCAACCUCCCCCGUAUUCAAGAGGAAGCGCUCUGCCGCUUCCCCGUCAAUCCUCGAGCACCUACCUAACACCAGAAUCAUCUACUCUACCUCUCCAGUCUCGAUCAUCCUCGCCCUCUUUAUUCCCAUCGCCGUAUCCCUCUAAGAAUAAACCACCUUUACCACCUCGACAAUCAAGAUCUCCAUCUCCGCAGCCAGGUAGUGCUCCUCCCUCUUCUCCACGGCCUCCUUUGAAGCUGCACCAUCGUCUUCUUCUCUCUGCGGAUCUGAUACUCUCCAGCCUGGAUUCUUCGAUGAAGCAAUUCGUUGACGUGGGAGGUCAAAACCUUGGCCGAGCUGUCGAACACAAAUAUGGUGCAGAAGCCGCACGCAGCGCUGGUUUGAUCACGGGCGUGACGAAAAACAUUGUGGCAGUCUACAUAGAUAUGAGGGGUAUUGGGAGACGAGCGAUCGUCAAACGUGCUGGCAAGGAAUUUGUAAGGGCAAGGAUGGGCCAUAACAACCAGGCUCCUCUGGGCUCUGAUAAAUGUUCUUCGGCGUAAUUUCUGAUUGUAUCUCUGGGAAACCUUACCACUUAAAUGAGAUUCCAACCGUGUUUAGAGAAAUGUGCUCCUGCACAUUUGAAUCAUAGUCUGAGAAUGAGACCACGCAAUAUUUCUGAGAUCUCGUUCUAGGCGACGAUUGGUAGGCAGCGCUUUAAAGCUAGAAGCUUUGAAGGAUG